ACGACCGACCUUUCGUUUGUUACACAGUAUCUAUCAGCUUCAUUCAAACUUGAUUGCAAUGGUAUUCUUCAUCGUGAAGCUACUGCUCCUAAUUGGUUUAAUCGCUGUACAGUCAAAGGACUGCAACUAUCGCUUUUGGAAUGCAAUAUCCUGCGAGAAAAUUCAUUGUGCGGACCAAUUGAAGAAAGGCAUUCAGGAAUGUAUUGAGCUCGAUCAGGUGCCAAUUGAAGAUUUCUUCGGAUUGGAGAUCGAGAAGAGUAAGAUUGGGUUUCUUGAUCCGGACACGUUUAAAGGUUACGAAAACGUGAAGAUUAUUCAGUUUCUUUUCAGUAAUGUUUCAAAUAUACCUGAUGGCUGUUUUAAAAACUUAAAUUUGGAAACGUUCCAAAUUGGCUUUAGCACAGUAGACAAUAUUGAAAAUAAAGCGUUCGAAGGUAUGUUUAAUGUGAAAAGGUUUCUAAUUUAUGGAACCAAAGUGUCGCAUUUUGCCAAGGGUGCGUUUGCCGAUAUGCACGCUUUGGACGAGCUCAAUUUUCACAACAACGAGUUGGAGGAAAUUGAAGAAGAUGCCUUUGACAACUCCCCAAACAUGGUCGAGCUGUAUCUUUAUAAAAACAAACUGGAAAAAAUUCCGAAGAACUUGUUUGCGAAGCUGUUGCUGCUCGAGACAGUUUAUCUUAGCGAGAACGCGUUGGUCGAGCUAGAUGGUGGCCUCUUCAAUGGGUUGACUAAGCUUCAAACUCUCCAUCUGGAGGGCAAUCGCUUGGUGACGUUACCGCCGCAAGUAUUCAACGACCAAAGCUCCCUCACUGAACUGCAUUUGGAGAAUAACGCCAUGAAAGAGAUCCCCGAUGGUCUCUUUGCAAAAUUGCAAAAUCUGAGAGACAUCUACCUUUCCGGAAACAAGUUUGAAAGUCUCCCAAGCGCCAUUUUUCAAAGCAACCCAGAGAUAGAGACCAUUGAUCUUUCAGAUAAUCAGCUAAGACACCUGAACGGAGUAUUCAAGGGGCUUUCGAAGCUGAACCACGUUAGCUUAACCAAAAACAAGCUCUCAUCAAUCCCUGACGGCACCUGCUCCGACUGUACCAAGUUGUUUGAACUGGACUUCACUGAAAACGAAAUCGAAAAGAUUACACCUGGGAUCUUCACCGGUCUAAGUGAGAUAAAGAGGAUCACAUUCGGAAUAAACAAGGUGAGUGAAAUCGAACCCAGCUCAUUCGAUGGGCUAACUAGGCUUGACAACUUGAACCUUGAGAAAAAUAGGCUCAAGUCGCUUCCGAGUGGGGUGUUUGACAAGAAUGUCAAGUUGGAGUCACUCUAUCUUAGCGAUAAUCUGAUCGAGCACUUAGAAGAAGGAAUUUUCGAAAAAUUGUCUGAACUAAGACACUUAGAUUUGGACAACAACAAGAUCCAGAAUUUCGAAUCCGGUAUUUUUAAAGGUUUAAAGAACGUCCAGUUCAUGUCCAUCAGCAAGAAUAAGCUGGACAGCAUAACAGCCAACAUGUUUGAAGGUUUAAGUUCUUUGACAUACCUGUACAUCAGCGAGAAUCCCAUUGAGAGUGUAUCUUGCGAGGCUUUCAAGGAUUUGACAGCCUUGGAGUCGCUUAAAAUGGAAAAUUUUAAUCUUGAGGAGUUUCCUUCGGCAUGUUACUCGGGUUUGAAGAAAGUGGAGUUUCUUUCAAUUACCAACUCAAAACUGAAGCGCUUGAAUAAAGGGAUGUUUUUGGGGAUGGACAAGCUGAGGACGCUGUUCCUAUCAGGGAACCACAUCGAGCAUGUGGACGUGGGCGCGUUUGAGGGACUGGACGAAGUUGAAACGUUAAACCUGCAUCAAAAUCAGCUCUCAAAAGUUAAAAGGGAGAUGUUCACCGGACUGCCGAAGCUCGACAUGCUCGUCUUGAGCAAUAACAAAAUAACCUCCAUCGACCCUAGCGUGUUCGAGCUGCUUCCCAAAAUUGCCUACUUGUACCUGGGAGGAAACAGACUGCAACAACUCAGGGGCGAUGAAUUCACCACCAUCCCCAACUUGAGAGUCUUGCAUCUUUCGGAGAGCGGCCUCAAAGGCUUGCCAACUGAGAUCUUCAAGCCAUUAACGUCGCUUACAACGUUAAAUCUAGCCUUAAACCAACUGGGGACGUUACAGAAGGGUUCGAUACCCUCCAUACCCCAUCUGGAAUAUUUGAACUUGGAAAUGAGCGAAAUUGAUGAUAUCAAACCGGGUACGUUCGAAGACUUCGAGUCGCUUCUGGAAUUGGACUUGCCCAACAACACCUUAAAGGUUGUAAACGGGGAAAUGUUUAAAGGGCUUAGAAAAAUGUACGCCCUCGACCUUCAGAACAAUGAAAUAGGUGACUUUAAUCCGGAAGUCUUCGACAAUCUACCCCAACUGACACGUGUACGUCUGGAAGGCAACAAGAUCAGCGCCAACGUUAUGGAUGCCAUAAGGAAAAGGUAUCCUGAACCAGAUCCCACCAUUCUAAACUAAAAAAAUGUACUUGUAUUUAAUAAAACCCUCCUUUUGUUGUU
Messenger RNA from Photinus pyralis (common eastern firefly), 2526 nucleotides. Its product is annotated as insulin-like growth factor-binding protein complex acid labile subunit. The coding region runs from base 59 to 2485 and encodes 808 amino acids. The transcript has 2 exons. Gene Ontology annotation, cellular component: extracellular matrix. Lineage: Eukaryota; Metazoa; Arthropoda; Insecta; Coleoptera; Lampyridae. The record is from RefSeq and is a predicted model, not a curated record. Gene Ontology annotation, molecular function: protein binding.